Molecule: messenger RNA, 906 nt
Organism: Ceutorhynchus assimilis (cabbage seed weevil)
Lineage: Eukaryota; Metazoa; Arthropoda; Insecta; Coleoptera; Curculionidae
Source: the annotation of a GenBank genome assembly
AUGAUUGCCUUGAUUUGCAUUAUAGGAAUGAUAUAUUUGGUCAUUUGCUUUAUUAAUAAUCGUAGAACUAUAACUAAAUUAAUGAUUGAUAUAAAAUAUUUUGGAAAAUAUGGAAAUUCGGCCAGAACCAAAGAAGUGGACGAUAAAGCAAACUUUAUAAGCAAAUUAUUCAUGUUUUAUGGCAUUUUAGGUAACUUUAUGUAUAUGCUAAUGCCUCAGCUGAGUGUGCAAAAAUGCCACGAAACUAAAAUUGCUAGAAUGGUUGUCCGCAGUAUUUUCCCAUUCAAAUUCGACUAUACGCCAAUGUUUGAAAUCGUUUUCGUUCAUCAAAUCUACACUUGUACCAUGGUCUCGCUAAUGGUACUGGUACUGACGAAUUUAUUUUGUGGCUUUUUGAUGCACAUUGUUAACCAACUGGAGAAUCUUAGAAUUUUUAUUGGGCAAUUGCAUGAAAGUACUAAGUUCCAAGAAGAUUUUUAUUUUAUCAUACGUUAUCAUAUCCAUGUUAUAGAAUAUUCUCGAGAAACUGCUAAAGCCUUUAGUACAAUGUUACUGUUUUACAUUACACUUAUUUCAGUAAUUUUGAGCGUUUUAUGUUUUGAAGUUAUCAUGGUAGAUGCUUUUGAAGAUUCAGUACGUUUUACUUUGCAUUUGUUUGGUUGGUUGGUUAUUUUGUUUUCAGUCAGCUAUAGCGGACAACUUCUGAUAAAUGAGAGUAUCGCAGUCGCCAAUGAUAUUUAUUCAUUAGACUGGUUCGAUUUACCAGUAGACAUACAAAAAAAAAUUCAAACAAUAAUAAGACGCGCACAAAAACCUUUGGUCAUGGAUGCUGCAGGCAUGGGUAUUGUUUCAUUGCACUCCUUUUUAUCCGUAAUAAUAAUAAUUAUAAUUUACACAAAAAUUUAA